AUGGCUACAGGAAUGUACAUGCAUGGAAGCAUACCGAGGUCGAGCUCAACGUCAGAUCUGUUUGACGCUUCAAUACCACAUAAUGUCAAUAGUAGGAGACGGAAGGCUGGUAGUGGAUUGAAGAACAGUUUCUCGUCGUUCGAUGUAUGGUCAAUUCCGGCUUCUUCCCCCACAGAGGCGACCUCGUCUUCAUCAGCAGCUUCUAUUAGAUCGACGACCACAACAAGAACUGCAAGGAGGCAUCAACCCCCUCCUCCAAGACCGUUGACGCCAUACCAAUUGCAGAGGAAGCAGAUGAAGAGCUCAUUUCAAUUCCCUAAUGGUGAAAAUUUCACACCUAGGAAUAAGCGUAUGACGAAAUCUUCGAGUGCCAUACAGCUGGCAACGCCAGCUGUGCAUCAGCAAGCACCAAUCCAACUACCACCACCGUCGAGGGCUCAAACUUUAAACGGGUUUAGGGCUGGUCGUAAUUUUACUAUGGACGGUAUGCCGAGAUCACAGUCGUUAACAUCACUGUCACCUCAACGUACAAAUACGCCGUGGAAAAAUAACCUAUUGGGAUCACACCCUGGUAUAUAUCCGUUUGCGAAUUCGAAUUCAACCGAAACUACUUUGAGUAGUAAUGGUAGUAGUCGAAGUAUUCGUAAUGGUGUUCGUACUAGCUCUGGUAGUGUUCAAAGUAGACCAACAACUGUCAGCACACCUGAUAGAGAAGUGGCACCAUCGUUUAAACCAUUUUUGCCAACAGUUGAACCAGGCGAUUCCCCUCCAAAGAGUUUAGGUAGCUCAAACGAUGAAGAUUUUCAGUCUGCAAGAGGCUCUUUAAUUGAGGAAGAACAGGAAUCACCUCAAUUGGAACCGAGACUUUCACUUCAAGUUGGAUUGGAACCAGAACAAAUUGCAGAUGACCAAUUGGAUGAUGAACUCAGCAUCUACCAGGAUGAAGUUCCAGUGCAAGCACCAGAACCGAAGCCGGAACCAGUGCCAGAACCGUUAAAGAAGCGGGAAGUACGGGAACCAAGUGUCAAGGAGCAUGUUACUAGACAAACAGUGCAGCAACUGUCACCCUUGGCAAGCAAUGACGAUAAAGUUUCUAGAAAAUCAAAAGUUGGUAAAUUCUUUCGUAGAAUUCUCCACAAUUCGACCCCUAAUGCGUUAAGAAAACGUAAACGUAACCAAACGCCAAGUUCGAGUAGUUCGGGUUCACCGGUUAUCGCACCAUUGCAUAAGGCAAGACACCGUAACGUUAGUGUUACGGAUGAAGGCAGUCCACUACCAAGUAUAAAAAGUUCAAGCGUACAAAAGACACGUUCAAAUCCAAGACAACAGCAAAAACAAAAGCAAGACACUCGCAAUAGUCGUAACGAUACCGAAACGAGUUUUAACGAUACCACUGAUAAAUGUCGUCAAUCAUCUUUAACACCAUCAUUGGAAGCGGAGGAAGACGUUCUUAUGGAUACAGAUUUAGUAUUUGAUAGUCUUCUACUGAAGGCAGAUUCAAACCAUCCUUCGACAUGGAAUAGGCAGCGGGACCUGCAAUUAAAACUUCAGACGCUUGCGUCACCUAAAAAAUCUCCUACAGAUGAAAAGGAAGGUGAAUCUUUCAGUUCGAAUUCGAACUCUUUAGUCACACGACAAACUGAUGAUGACGAAUCUAAUGUCGACUAUGAAUUAAUCCAAGAAUUUUCGAAAUUAGGUAACUAUAUCGAAGGACCGUCAAAUGCAAUUGAACAAAAUAAGGCUUUAAAAAAUCAAGAAAUUCCACCGAGUACCGAUUUACCACAUACCACUUUACCACCACGAAGAUCACCCAGAAGACCAAAUUUGCCAAAUAAAAGUUUAGUUCAGUCGUUUUACGGUCAUGAUGACAGUAACACCAGGAUAAUUAAAAGAUUGCAAAAAAAUUGGGACAAUGUACAUUUUGAUAGUGCGCCACCUUUGACUACCAACGGAGGUGCUCGUGAAAAAAGUCUAAGGUUUGCACAAGAUGUAUACGUCAAGGAUACCUGGUCGCCCGUCGAAUAUUUUAGAAGUGAUAAACUUUUCAUUAAAGAACGUCGCCGGAUGAUGCAGUUAGAAAAUAGUGGAUUUGUGAACUCCAUUAAAAGGGAAUUAAAUGAAUAUAAACGAGACGAAAUGGCGGUUCAUAUCGAUAGUGCCAAAUUUACACAUUUUUUUGUUUAA
This is a messenger RNA of Zygosaccharomyces rouxii, 2184 nucleotides long. RefSeq names its product Afr1p (gene AFR1). The coding region runs from base 1 to 2184 and encodes 727 amino acids. Lineage: Eukaryota; Fungi; Ascomycota; Saccharomycetes; Saccharomycetales; Saccharomycetaceae. The record is from RefSeq and is a predicted model, not a curated record. The transcript has a single exon.